This is a messenger RNA of Halichondria panicea, 1051 nucleotides long. RefSeq names its product tumor protein p53-inducible nuclear protein 2-like. The record is from RefSeq and is a predicted model, not a curated record. The transcript has 3 exons. Gene Ontology annotation, cellular component: autophagosome; nucleus. Gene Ontology annotation, biological process: autophagosome assembly; positive regulation of DNA-templated transcription. Lineage: Eukaryota; Metazoa; Porifera; Demospongiae; Suberitida; Halichondriidae. The coding region runs from base 224 to 823 and encodes 199 amino acids.
UGGUUGCGUCAUUCAACCACAAGUGGAAUGUAAACAAAAUUAUUAUUAUUAUAGGUGUAUUUACUAUUGCUAGUCUAACUAGAGCGCUUUCUCCGUUCGCCUGUAUCUAUUUAGCACAAACUCUCUCUCCUAAAGUCGCCAAGUGUCCCUCUAAUGACAAAGACCUCACUCAAGCUGUUGAACUACUGUCAGCUGCACAUCUCCCUAUAUUAAAAGAGAAAAUAUGCUCACUUCAUUUCUUGGCAAGUUGUUCUGGGGCAAGGAGAACCCUCAAGAGGAAGAGGUGGACCAAGAGGGGGUGACUACUGAAGAUGGGGAGGAGGGUUGGUUACUGGUAAACAGAGCAAGAGAGUCUGCAGGCUCAACGUCUAGCACUGGUCCACAAGACUGGGAUAUGGAGUCUAUGGCUUCUGAUGGUUCGUGGGUGCUAAUGCCAGCCACAACCUUCACUGGAGGCCCUGCCCCUGCCCCUACACAUCCAAUGGAGGACCUCCUUAUAGAGCACCCCACCAUGUCCGUGUACCAGGAGCCAGCAGGAAGGUCUGAUGAGGGACACGAACAAGACAACAGUAAUUUAGAGGCUGCCCGUUUAGAGAGAGAAGUUGCUCUGAGAAACAGGCGUCGUACAGAACUAGCCCAGCACCUCCAAAUACCAUUGCAGGAUAAAGGCUCAGUGAGGGUGAGGGGGGCAAAUAGGAGCAAGCAAGGGAAACUGACACGACGUGCGCUAAAGAGACAGAACAUCAACAACCAUAAGGGUGGAAAACAGCUCAACAAAGUUCACAAGAUACCUGUCAAACCACCUGGCAAGAGGAGAUGCUAGGACUGAUAAUAAGAACACCACAGUAGCUUAGCCACCAUAGCUAGCUAGGUGAGUGUGGAUGUUGUUUUAUCCCACUUUCAGUUCUGUUGUUGUAGCAAACACAUUAUUUUAGCCUCAUUGUUUUUAGAUCACCUACACACAGUAUCCCAUAGCAACAGUCAGUAUGUGCAUUUCCACCAGAUGGCUGUAUCAUGACUAUGUUUAGACAUUAUGAUUAUACUCUAUAUA